GUAACCAGAACCUUGGAAUGCGAACGCGUUUUGUUCCACCCGGCGAUUCAACAACGGGAGCGAACCAUUGCCGAAAACAGGGGGAGCCGAUUCAGAAGAGCGGGCUUUCGUCGACUUUUAGCGUCUGUUUAUCGAUUUGUUGAUGGGUUUGUGGGCACAUAUAGCCAGUUGUAACACAUACGCCACAUAACUUCUCUAAACGCUUCAGCAUCGGCGACUCAAGCUCCAUGGAUAGUUUUGCGCUCCCCCAUCCAUAACUCAAGUCGACUUAUUUGAUUGACUGCUCCAUAUUUUUUUGUUCGAUUUUUUUCUGUGGCUCCAGAAAGAACAAAAACGGGGUAAUAGAGACAGAGAGGAAAAGAGGGAGAGAAAACAACAAACGCUGCUGGAAAGAAAGUGCGAGCUCAAGAGCGCUGGGAGCGACCCAGGGUCAAGACUGAGAAAAAUACAUAUAUAUUUCACAGACAAAGGAGUGUCGACUUUUGCUUGCUUCUUUAUUUUAGGGAAGUUGGCAUAAGAGGACAGUGUAACAGAUCACCAUGACGACUGAAAUGCAGGAGAUCGCCAUCACGGAGGAGAAGCCUUUACUGCCGGGCCAAUCAGAUGCUGUGAAGGACGCAGAGACCGCAGCCAGAAUACUGCUGGAUCAAGGCCAGGAACACCGUGUCAAGACGCCUCACGGCGUGCUGCAUGUGACGGUUAACGGAGCUGGAAACGCACGCAGACCGGCCAUACUGACCUUCCAUGAUGUGGGAAUGGACAGUAAGAGCUGCUUCUCCACCCUGUUUAAGUUUGAAGAGAUGCAGGAGAUCGUGAAGAACUUCACUGUGGUUCACGUGAACGCUCCGGGACAAGAGGACGGCACGGCCAUUUAUCCUGCCGGAUACCAGUAUGCAUCUAUGGAUCAGGUCUCUGAGAUGCUCCCCGCUGUCCUGCAGUACUUUAAUUUCCGCACAAUUAUCGGUGUUGGAGUCGGAGCCGGCGCUUACAUACUGUCCAAGUUCACUUUGACUAACCCUGACGCCGUGGAAGGGCUCGUUCUGAUCAACAUCGACACAAACGCACGAGGCUGGAUGGACUGGGCCACACAGAAGCUCUCCAAUCUGACGUCUUCCCUCACAGACCAAAUCCUGAGUCACCUCUUCAGUCAGGAAGAGAUGUCGACAAACACAGAGCUCAUUCAAACUCACAGAGAGAGAAUCUCUAAAGCGCCAAACCUCAUCAACAUCGAACUCUUCUGGAAAAGCUACCAGGGUCGCAGAGAUCUGAACGUCGAGAGGAAUAAGACCUUCAAAUGUCCUGUGAUGUUGGUGGUCGGUGAUCAGGCUCCGUAUGAGGAAGCUGCUGUGGAGUGCAACAGCAAACUAGAUCCAACUACCACCUCAUUUCUCAAGAUGGCGGAUGCCGGCGGGAUGCCACAGCUUACUCAGCCCAGUAAACUGACAGAAGCGUUUAAAUACUUCAUUCAAGGCAUGGGAUACAUGGCGUCGUCCUGCAUGACGCGUCUCUCGCGCUCGCGCACCACCUCGCUCUCGUCCUCCUACUCCAUGGAGGGCUCGCGCUCCCGAUCCCGCACGCUGUCCCAGAGCUCGCAGGGCGGACAGCUCCCGCCGAGCCCGUCCCAUACCAUGGAGGUAUCGUGCUGAGAAGCACCAGAGCGGGGGAGAGAGAUGGACGGAUGAAACGCUUCAGUCUUCUGGGUGGCAGAACGUGAGUUUCGUGCGUGACGACGGACGGAUGAUGACGACUCUCUCCCUCCCUUCACCGACCCGUCAGGCAGAUGAUAGAGCCCUUUAACUCUGUGACAUGGGCGGGGCCUUUAGUGAGACCCAAAUGUAGUGUUAACCAAUAGUAAUACUUCUAAUAUGAAUAUUGAUUAUUAAUAAUAAUAAUGACAAGCGUCACUGACAAAAUAAACAACGAUGUUUCUCCUAAUUACAUGUUGAAUUUCUAAACAAAAGUAUAGAGAAAAGAGUAUAUAAGCUCAUAAUGUGUGUCUAUCAACUUCUUUGUGAUUAUUAUUUUUUGGUGUGCUUUUUUCGUUUUUGUAUUCUGUAUUUUUUUUCUGUUAUACAAUCCUGCUGCUGUGAGCGGGGUGCAGUAUUGUCGGAGAUGGUGGCGAACGUUUUCGGCCGAAAUACUCGUCUCUGUAGAUGACAGCCACCUCAUGUCUUCCAUUUGCCCUUAACAAAAAAGCUAUACACAUAAAAGCGAGAAAGAAAAAAUACUGUAAUUAUAUAUUUUUUUGUUUGGUUGCGGGGGUUGGGGCCAUUGGGGUCUUUGCUUGUUCUGAAAUGCAUGCCUGAAUUUUCUUGACCACAUUUUCUUACCGUCUAUAAUUU
Sinocyclocheilus rhinocerous is the source of this 2342-nucleotide messenger RNA. Its product is annotated as protein NDRG2-like. NCBI's taxonomy places the organism in Eukaryota, Metazoa, Chordata, Actinopteri, Cypriniformes, Cyprinidae. The record is from RefSeq and is a predicted model, not a curated record. The coding region runs from base 540 to 1646 and encodes 368 amino acids. The transcript is spliced from 17 exons.